Molecule: messenger RNA, 944 nt
Organism: Westerdykella ornata
Lineage: Eukaryota; Fungi; Ascomycota; Dothideomycetes; Pleosporales; Sporormiaceae
Exons: 2
Coding region: 32-637 (201 amino acids)
Source: RefSeq, a predicted model, not a curated record
CCGAUGCUGACUCUUGAGUAGAGCGAUUUGGAUGAUGGACAUGACCAUUGUGCGGGACUUCUGGAAUGGGUUCGACGUCCGUCUGCUUUGUAAAUGUGCUCAUGCACCUCGGAUGUAUGAAAGAUGUGCUCAACGCGCUACACAACUGCACAUAGUCUACGCUAUAUACCGGAACACCGUGCUACAAGUAUACACAGUACAGGAGACGAAGUGGUACAGCUGUUUCACCCAAGGUGUCGUUUAUGCGAUGACAGACAUAGCAACAAGAGUACCUCUGUCUUACUUCCAAGUCUACAAAACAGCAUCUAUGGUUGCGGCAUAUCCAUCUUUAGUACGGAGUAUGCAUUUGCAUACUCCGUACAUAUGCGAGAGUAUUACUUUCUGCCUUCAUAAAUAUCGUCAGUUCAUCCCGACUGGAUCGAGGGGGCUGGCCCAAGCGGCGUCUCUACCCUCGUUCGGACGUGAACGCCCGCUCUUGUCAGGCACGCAUUCUGCCCAGCCGUCACACACGCCUAAUGACAGCAGUGGUGAAGUGGGCCUACCUACUCCGGCGUAUCUGCGCAGACCUCAGCUUCUUUCACUCUUCUUCCACGCCCUACCCCGUCGCAACCAUUUGCCAACCCUAUUCCGAGCAUGACCGAAGCUCCGUCGCGUCCUCCACUCACUUCCAACCCCCUCACCUCCCCCUCUCCGCCAAGAUAGCAUGGAUGCACUCCGCUGUUGCUGCGGCUCCCCGGAUUGCGCAUUCCUCGCCCACAACAGCACCCUUCUAGAAGGCGUGGAACGCGAUGUAGCAAAGGCCGCUCAGCUGGGCCAGGUACGGUGACCCUUCACCAAGCAGCGGACACUCCCAGUGACCCACAUGCGCCGUGAUUCUCUAUACCCGCCAUGCCGCUGACCUUUGCUUUACAGGCGCUACUGGUUCGCCAUGAAGCCUACGUUGC